GGUGCCCGAAGGCCGGUCCGCCGAGCCAAGAAGCCGCCCGCAAGGUGCCUCCGCAGAAACCCAAACGCAGCCCCAACACGCACCUCUCCGUCUCCUUCGACGAGGCCUACUCCGGGCGCCUCCCAGGACCCGCUCCGGGAGGCCCCGCCCUGCAGCGCUACGGCCGCUCCGCGUCCCACGGCCAAGCCAAAGGCUCCGACGUCGAGGAGGACGAGCCGGUUUACAUCGAGAUGGUGGGGGACAUUUUCCGGGGACCCGGGCCGCCGUCGCAAGGCGUCGCCGCGAACGACGACGACUCCGACGAGAGCGAAGCCAUUUACGAAGAGAUGAAGUAUCCGCUGGCCGAGGAAUCGGCGGAGGCUCGUCCCAACGGGGGCUUGGCCUCUCCCGGGCACCGGCCGGUCAAGAAGGAGGGCGCCAAGAUGGCGCCUGGCAGUAAAACCUCCCCGUGUGACAUCCCUGCCCCGUUCCCCAACCUUUUGCAGCACCGCGCCCCGUUGCUGGCUUUCCCGCAGGGCAAAAAGGGCUACAAGGGAGGCCCGGACGGCUCCAAACUACCCGUUCUGUGCCAUGCCAAGGAUGCCCCCUCGGCCCCCAUGACCCCGCAGGUGCCCAGCCACCACCAGCAGCGAGGCGGGGCCGACAAUCCGGCCUUGGCGCCUUCCGGUCGGGCUCGUAGCCACUCGACGCCGUUGCCUCCCCAGCCGGCCGGACAAAGCAAGCCGGACAAGGAUUUGCCCGUAUCUCACAGCAUGAUCUGUCCCACCGCCAAACCGGCUCCGCCGGUGGCUUUCGCCCCUUCCGGUUUGCCGGGGAAGGACAAGCCGUCCGUCUCGUACACCAUGGUCUACUCGGCGGUCAAGGUGACGACUCACACGGCGCCCUCAGAGGCCAAAGCCGAAGAGAUCUCGGUGCUGCAGGGCCUGCUGUGCAGCCGGCCUUCCCCCGUGCCGGAUGGCCGGCCGGGACAGCGGAUCUGCCCGUUGCCCGAGCCGCCGCCGCUGGGUAUGGUCUGGACUUAUCCGGCGCCCUGCGCGGGGCUGAAGCGC
Notechis scutatus (mainland tiger snake) is the source of this 1049-nucleotide messenger RNA. The record is from RefSeq and is a predicted model, not a curated record. Lineage: Eukaryota; Metazoa; Chordata; Lepidosauria; Squamata; Elapidae.